ACAUCAUUUAUUAGUCUUUCGUUAUUUUGUUGAUGUUCCUUCCUUUCCGUAUAUCUGAACCAAUACUGCAGGUAUGGACCGUUGUCUGGACUAUUUUAAAGCCAUUACUGCACACCUCUAAUACACCAGUGCCCAAACAAUUCACCUGGAUAGUUUUGCAAGGCUGUCAUCUGUUUUCGCCGUCGUGUUCGCUGCUUGUUUCUUGUUGUUUGUUGGAAGGRCAGCUUUGGAGAUUUUGCUGGUGUUUUCUUUUAUCAAGGAGUUGCCGGGGAAGGUUCUGUUAAAAGGUCUAGUUGAUGGAGGGGGAACAACCUAGCAGUAUUGUUUGCAUCAAUUCUAGCGAAGUCUUCCCUAAGAAAUCUYUAAAAGCAGAUGACUCAUCCUYGCAAGUGCUCUUUCCUGAACUUGAAGGUGAAAGCACUGAAUUUUUAGGUUCUACCUCAGAUGCAACACUUGCGUUGUCCACCUUUAGAUUGUUCAUAAGUUUCAAAAAUUCUUUCCUCAAUCUUCCUAUUUAUUUGAUUGAAUCAGUGGAAUUAAAAGAUUUGUUUAUUAUACAAGUAAACUGUAAAGAUGCCAGAUCAUUUAGGAUAGAUUUUGAUAAUAAUGAACAAUGUGUAAAAUGGUUGCACAGAUUGUCAACAGCUAUAUCACCAAUAAACAAAACAGAAGAACUCUUUUCAUUUGUAUACUAUUGUUGGACAAUGGAAUCUAAAACCACUAAUGGCUGUUGCUCGGGUAUUGCASACUGUAAUGGCCUUUGGCUGACAGAUGGAUGUACACCAUAUUCAUUCUUCAAUGAGGCACAGAGGCUUGGCUUUGACACCAACAUGGAUGACUCCCCAUGGAGAAUUACCGAUAUUAAUUCAAAAUUUGAGAUCUGUCCCACCUACCCAAAGCUGCACAUAAUACCAAAGAGCAUAACGGAUGAUGAACUAGAAAGAGUAGCAUCAUUCAGAUGUGCAAGAAGAUUCCCUUCAGUUGUGUGGAGGCAUGCAGCUAGUGGUGCAGUYAUUGCCAGAUGUAGUCAACCAGAGGUGGGAUGGCUGGGGUGGAGAAGUAAUGAAGAUGAAAAACUACUCCAGGCAAUUGGUCGUAUUGACAAUAAUGCCAGUACUAAAAUUGAAAAGGAGUCAGAGAAUGGCCUAGACAAGGAAGAUCUUUCAAAUGGAAUGGUCACRAAUGGUAAACUAACACCAGAAACUGGAAGGAGAGUUCUUAUAGUGGAYGCAAGGUCCUACACAGCAGCCUUKGCUAACAGGGCUAAAGGAGGUGGUUGUGAAUGCACAGAGUACUACCCCAAUUGUGAGGUAGACUUUAUGAACCUGGGUAACAUCCACACUAUAAGGAAAAGUUUCUAUCUUCUAAGGAAUCUGUGUUCAGGUCCUCAAGAUGUUCCCAGUUGGUGGUCACAGCUCGAGAAAACCAACUGGCUUCAGCAYAUUUCCAUGCUCAUAAAAGCAGCCGUUAAUGUAGUUAACACAAUAGACAAGUAUGGCAGGUCCGUAGUGGUACACUGUAGUGAUGGCUGGGACAGGACCACUCAAAUAGUGGCCCUUGCUGAGCUUCUUCUAGAUCCUUAUUACAGGACCAUUGAGGGAUUCACAGUGCUAGUAAACCGGGAGUGGUUAGAGUUUGGUCACAGGUUUGCUGAUAGGUGUGGACAUGGCUUUGGAUAUGAUGAGAACGAAAGGUGUCCAGUCUUCGUUCAGUGGUUGGAUUGUGUACAUCAACUGUUGCGACACUUUCCUUGUGCUUUUGAGUUCAAUGAGACGUUCUUGUGCAAGCUUGUUCAGCACACGUACUCGUGUUUGUUUGGUACGUUCCUUUGCAACUGUGAGUCUGAAAGACAAAAAGAUAAUGUCAAGGCGAGAACAUUCUCAGUCUGGUCACUGCUUCACUCAAAGAGAAAAGAAUUCAGGAAUCUAUUGUAUUCUMCUAACAGUUAUCGGGUUCUUUUUCCAUCGUACCACGUUCGAAGCCUCGUACUGUGGUCAGCUGUAUAUCUCGCUUACCCAACACCUUUCGUUGAUCACCGAGAAAGCGACCUCCACGCACAUUCCCCUUCUUCCUCCUCCUCGCUACGAGUCCCACUAAACUAUAGUGACUCCACCCUCGAAACAAAACCUUCCCCCACUACAGGAAUCAUUUCUUCGAAGUCCGACGGCGAUUUGCUUCGUAAUCACAUGUGUAAGACUUGUAAUGAUCGCCAUUUAGAUCACCUCAAAGGUAACGGAAGCAAUUCAAUUCAGUGCYACGGCGAMUCCUCGSACUCUAAAAAUAAAUCGCCAWCUACARCGUGCAAUGGUGACGCCCAUCACYCAGAAGARGAAGAAGACACCACAGYCUCUAACAGCUUGUACUUUAGUACGACUACUGAUAAAAGUAAAACUAAUAUGAAUUCUCAUUCAGAUGGGGAUAUCGCUCCAGAUAUGAACUCUAGUUUGUCUAGUAGUCGCGGCACACUGGUGCAGGAUGAUCCUCGUGGCGAUGAUAGCGAUAGUGAARGCGAAGGUGAAUUAGACAAUACAUCGGAAAGUAAUGAAAGUGAAAUGAAAGAUAGUACCAUUUUAGGUAAAACACGGUCUGAGCCGUUGAAGAAUGAUGCUUUGGAUAAUUCAACAAAUGUUAGUACAAAGACACAGAAAGACGAAAAAMCUGAAACACGCACUAGUGAGAGUAUUAAUACGAUCAAACCUAGUCCUUCUAGUAUGUACGCUCGUUACCUUGACAACGAUGGAUUAACAUUGAKUAAGAAUGACGUACAGGACAGGCUAAGGCAGAUAGAUGUGACUUAUCAGGAGCAACUAGAAGUAUUGCGGGCUCAAGUUAUGGAAGAACGGCGGAAAAGGUUCCUGGGUAAUGUGGAUUCUGGUGGAAGAUUUACUGAUCUGAAUGACGAAGUGUGUUCACUACCAGACUCCACCCAGAGUGGCGAGCAGCCUCCGUUGUCGAACGGGAGUGGUGACGAGUCGAGUUGGAUUGAAGUGGAAGAGACUGAUGCGGAGCCUACUCGUUGGGUACCAGACCACGCGGCCGCAAAUUGUGCCAACUGUGAUGCAGAAUUCUGGAUCGCCAAUAGAAAGCAUCAUUGUAGGAAUUGUGGACAAGUAUUCUGUAGCAGCUGUUCAAAUCACAACCUGCCAGUACCCAAUGAGCAGCUCUACGAUCCUGUACGCGUCUGUAUGUCCUGCUUCGAAAAACUCGUCUGCAUGGAGGAACGCCACAAAGACCAGCGACGGAAUCCUGAAAUGGUUUCUGCUGUUGGGUAGUCAUGGAAACAUAGUAGCAAUUUCUGACCAUCCUUUUYCCCAGAGCUUUCGUUACCUUGGCCAGCAUUAAUGAACAAGACCUCCAUAUUUAUUAACCUAUAUGUAAUAGAAUUUUUCAAUGGCCAAGUAUAGAGGCUUUGCACCAUCACUUGCCGGCACCCAUAUAGUCCACUCGCUGGCCCCGCUGCGAUUUUGUUGGGCUGCCUGUGCUCGCAAAAGCGCAGCGGUCAGAGGAGCCUGGACUGCCUGUGACUAGAUGGCAGAACAAUAAAAUCCCUUUGCUCUCAGGAAUYGAAUCCUUCCUCGUGUAAAACGAUUGUAUUGUUCCUGCCAUCUAACAUGGCUGCCGUCUCGGGAUGGGCAAGGCCUCUAUUGGCUAUAAUUUCCAUCCCAGUUAUCUUACUUCCGGUUUCGAGAAAACCGGAAGUCCAAAGAAUUUGAAUUCACUUUCUUAUUUCUUCAUGYUCGCUAAAAUUAUUCGAAAGCUCUGAGAACGAGAGUGAUAUUUUGUCAUAUCAAUCUUUUGUAUAAAAAAAAUUCAUUAUUCCAAUUUUAAAAAGAGGCAGUAAACUGCCAUAGCGGUUACCAUAGUAACAUAAAUUCUAAUUAAAUUCGGAUUUAAUCCYUUAUCUCAUUCGUUCGCUCUUUGAAAUUCUGAUAGGAAUAUUCUCUUUCGAAUGAUCGCCCUAGCAUAGAAUCCUAUUUCUACUUUUAGGGAAAAAAUAUAUAUUUAUGAUUGUUAUAAAAAUGAAUAUUUCACACGAAGAAAAAAGAAGAAAAAUGAAGAAAAAUGUUAUAUAGAAAUCAGAUAGGAGUCUUWAAAAGUUGGUGAACAUUAUAAGUUAACAUUCGUUUUUCCCUUUUAUUUGAGUAAGAUACGUUUUCAUUUAAAGAAAGUUUAGGGUUUCACUUAAAGUGCCCCUCACCAAUAACUCAAUAUUUUCAGGAUAUGAUUGUUAAUGAAGCGAAUUGCAAAUUUGUUUUUUCAUACUAAUCAGUGCUUCAGUUUAUAAAUGUUGACAAAUGAACAGUCUARCGCCUCCUGACAUCACACUCAUUUACAUAUUAACAGUAUAUACCUUGAUGUCUCCAAGAUGCAUCAGUCAAUUCAUAUGAAAAUAUUUUGCCAUUCAACCAUUCACUUCAUGUAGAAUCAAUAUUGAAAAUAUUGAAUUACGGUUGAGGGGCACYUUAAGAGGGAGUUUCAGCAGUAAUAUUAGGGAUUUUAAGAUUUGCAAAAUCUACGACGGUGACGUCAACCGGAAGUGUAAAUAACUUCACUUUAGGGUCCGGCGUAUUCAAAGUCAGCCUUUACUGCGGAUUAGUUGACCUAAUUGACAAUGUUUUAGAUGAAAUCUCCAAUGAACAGAACGUCGACUUCGUAGAUUUAGCAAAUCUUAAAUUCCCUAUUUUUAAGGACGACUCGUGUGAUUAUCGUCCCCUUACCCCACCCCGCCCUAAUGAAAACAUACCUUCUCGUGUAGUAUUAAGAAUCUGGUCUUAUUCUAAUUUAUCUUAAGGGACCAGAAAACACGCUUAGAAUCUAGAAUAGUAGUAAUAGUCAUCGCAACACUGACUAAAAUGUGCUCGCCAUUAUGGUCGAUGUAACCAGUAAUUUAGUUAUGUUCAAUCUACAGAGGGCCACAAUAGGCUUCGCGGGAUUCGGGAUUGGCCUUAUUUUGAAGGCGGCAUUUCGGAGUACGCGUUAAAAAAAAGCGGGAAGCGGGAUUCUCACACAGGCGAUUGGGAGCGGGAUUUGGUGUUUUUGAGUUGUUCGGAUUCGGGGAUCGGAGGGUUUUCAGUUGGAUACGAGAUUACAGUUCUUUUGUUCGCGAAUUCAAACAAUUKCCGUUCAGUAUGCUAAGCUAUAUCAAGUCACAUCGUAACAAGACGGGAUCGGGAUUUUAAUACUAACUUGGCCGAGCGSGAUGGCGGGAUUGCCAGCAAAAACGAGCGGGAUGGAGGGAUCUGAGAACCCUAUUGUKGACCCUCUCCACAUAGCGGCUAUGUUACCAGAGCCUGCGCUUGUAACAUGAAUAGACCUCUUCCGACGUUCAUUCAUAUUUUUCUCUGUACUGMCUUUUCAUUUCACCUUAGUGGCGCUAAGCUACGGUGUAAAUGUCUAAUUAAAUCUAGUCUAACAAAAGCUAAAA
Messenger RNA from Actinia tenebrosa (Australian red waratah sea anemone), 5425 nucleotides. Its product is annotated as phosphatidylinositol-3,5-bisphosphate 3-phosphatase MTMR3. NCBI's taxonomy places the organism in Eukaryota, Metazoa, Cnidaria, Anthozoa, Actiniaria, Actiniidae. Gene Ontology annotation, biological process: regulation of autophagy; phosphatidylinositol dephosphorylation. The record is from RefSeq and is a predicted model, not a curated record. Gene Ontology annotation, molecular function: metal ion binding; protein phosphatase binding; phosphatidylinositol-3-phosphate phosphatase activity. Gene Ontology annotation, cellular component: cytoplasm; membrane.